AUGGAGUUCGCUAACGCCGAAAUUCGCGCUGUUUUGAAGUUUUCCUUCGGUAAAUCCGCUAGAGAAACUUUCCGUAAGAUUAAUCGAACCGCGGAGGAACGGUUUCGACGAUUCAGAGCCGGUGAAAACGACACCAUGGAUAAGCCAGACGGCGGAAGACCUGUGACGACGAAUACCGAUCAAAUCAUGGAAAACAUCAAGCUAGACCGGCAUGUGACAUAUCGUGACAUCGCCGAGGAGAUAGAAGUUAGUCACCAAACCGUUUUAAACCAUCUGCAGAAGGCUGGAUACAAAAAAAAGCUGGAUGUUUGGGUGCCGCAUGAUUUGACGCAAAAAAACCUGCGAUAUGCUGCUGAAACGGAAUGA
Drosophila rhopaloa is the source of this 366-nucleotide messenger RNA. Its product is annotated as histone-lysine N-methyltransferase SETMAR-like. The transcript has a single exon. NCBI's taxonomy places the organism in Eukaryota, Metazoa, Arthropoda, Insecta, Diptera, Drosophilidae. The record is from RefSeq and is a predicted model, not a curated record. The coding region runs from base 1 to 366 and encodes 121 amino acids.